AUGGAGCACCCUAUCGACCAUUCGCGUCCUCUUCGAGUAGUGAUUAUUGGUGCCGGAAUCUCUGGUUUGGUUUCUUCGAUCAGACUUACCCAGCGUCUUCCAAACGUGACUAUCCAGAUCUACGAAAAAAAUGCCGAUAUUGGAGGAACCUGGUAUGAGAAUCGUUAUCCAGGUUGCGCCUGCGACAUCCCCGCACAUGUAUACCAGGCUACGUUUGAGCCUAACCACAAUUGGUCCGAAUUUUAUGCAUCUGCAAAAGAGAUCCAUCAGUACUGGAAAGCUGUUGCUGCUAAAUAUGAAUGUGAACAUCAUAUCAAGUUAUGCCAUGAAGUCGUUGGGGCAACCUGGGAUGAGAGCAGAGCAAAGUGGGAAGUGAAAGUGAGAAACACAGAGAGCGAUGAAAUCUUCUCCGAUUCUGGGGACAUAUUGCUGUCAUGCACAGGCCCACUGAAUGCCUGGAUGUGGCCGGAUAUCCCUGGUAUCCAUGAGUUUAAAGGCAAGCUUCUGCAUAGUGCAUCCUGGGAUGAGAGCUUUGACUGGGAGAACAAAUCUAUUGCCAUUAUCGGCAAUGGCUCAAGCGGGAUUCAGCUUGUACCUGCGAUGCUCCCCAGGUCGGCUCGUAUCGACCAUUAUAUUCGUGGCAAGACCUGGAUUGCACCCCCUCUUGGCUCGGAAACUAUUGCAAAGCUAGGUCUGAAUGAGAAAAAUAAAUUCUCAUUCAGCGAAGAGCAAUUGGCUCAUUUUCAAACGAAUCCCGAAGCCUACCGGGCGUUUAGGAAAGACAUUGAACGAGAAAUCCUUGGAAUCCAAGCAGUUACUGUUCUGAACACCCCGGCGCAGCAAGCGUCUAUUCCGAAAUUCACAAAGCAUAUGCAGGAGCGUCUGGCAGCUAAGCCUGAGCUUGCCAGUUCUAUGAUCCCUGGUUUUGCUCCGGCGUGCCGGAGAUUAACACCUGGCCCAGGUUAUCUAGAGGCUCUAGUGAGCCCUAAGGUCAAUGUGAUCUCAGAGGCUAUCGGCAGCAUCACCGAGAAUGGGAUCAUCACCAAAGACGGCGUUCAUCGUGAGGUUGACGCGAUUGUCUGUGCAACUGGAUUCAACACGACAUUCCAACCUCGAUUCCCGUUACUUGGCCGCAAUGGCAUGCCACUUUCCGAAAAGUGGAAGAAGAACCCAAAUACCUAUCUCUCGAUGAUGACAGACCAGUUUCCGAACUACUUUGUAACUUUGGGCCCCAAUGGAACACUGGUUGGCAGCUUGCUUCUUUUGAUCGAGAAGCAAGUUGAUUACAUCACUGCUUGCAUUGCAAAGAUGCAGCGAGAGAAUAUCCGAGUCAUGACACCGCGGAAGUCGGCUGUCGAAGCUUUCACGAAAUUCGCAGACAAGUAUUUUGAAACCACGGUCUUCCGGACGAAAUGCAGGAGUUGGUAUAAAGGGGGAAGUGAAGAUGGCAGAGUCGUUGCUCUUUGGCCAGGGUCCGCUCCACACGCCUUAAAGGCCCUUUCGCAGCCUCAAUGGGAAGAUUUUGAAUAUGAAUACAGUGACGGCAAUGAAACAGGAUGGCUAGGGGACGGCUGGACACAAGCUGAAAGAACUGGCGAUUUUCACGCAUGGUACCUGGAUGACGAGCACGUAGAUGUACCUAGACUUAAAGGAUCUGUCUGA
Messenger RNA from Penicillium egyptiacum, 1662 nucleotides. The record is from the annotation of a GenBank genome assembly. NCBI's taxonomy places the organism in Eukaryota, Fungi, Ascomycota, Eurotiomycetes, Eurotiales, Aspergillaceae.